Molecule: messenger RNA, 3023 nt
Organism: Sycon ciliatum
Lineage: Eukaryota; Metazoa; Porifera; Calcarea; Leucosolenida; Sycettidae
Product: neurogenic locus notch homolog protein 1-like
Exons: 15
Coding region: 101-2341 (746 amino acids)
Biological process (GO): establishment or maintenance of epithelial cell apical/basal polarity; heterophilic cell-cell adhesion
Cellular component (GO): protein-containing complex; plasma membrane
Source: RefSeq, a predicted model, not a curated record
GAUGCUGCUUCUGGUUUCUUGCCGCCCGAUGGAAUAAAAACUCCAACUAGCUCGUGACAGUCCACAAUUUCAGUUUAGUUUUGGUUCUGGGAGAGCAAAGAUGGCAACGUGGAAACCUCUACUGACGAUAGCGGUGAUCGUUUUGACCGCGGUCUGGUGUUGUCCGAGUUCUGUGAAUGCACAGGGGCGCUGCUCGCCCAAUCCGUGCCAGAAUGGUGCCACGUGCCGUGCGAGGUCACGUGAUCAUGUGUGCCUGAACUGUGAUCGCAGGCGUUUCCGCGGUCGGGACUGCGAGCCUGUUGAGAAUGAUGCUGGUCCUUGGGGACAAUGGAGCAACUGCAGCCCGUCAAGUGGAUUCCGGCGGCGACGGCGCGAGUGCAUCAAGCCCGUCUUCUUCUCUUCGCAGGGCCGCUUUGAGUGCAACGCCAGGCUUUCCGAGACGGACUUCUGCGGAACACCGCGUCCGCAACCCAGUGCUCCGCGGCCGAACCCUGGUGACGCGGGCCCGGGAGCAGAGAGGGCACCGAGCGACACCGUGCCGCCGACACCGGGGCCCGGGGACAGCGACACGCCAGUGCGGAGACCUGUUGGAGGUAAUCGCUGCUCCCCCAAUCCAUGCAAGAAUGGCGCGAGCUGCAGAGCGAGGUCACGCGAUCACGUGUGCGACGGCUGCGACAGGGCACGAUUCGGCCGCGGCCGUGAUUGUGAACCAGUUGAGAACGAUGCCGGUCCGUGGGGUCAGUGGGGAGCAUGCAGUCCGCGCAACGGGUUCCGUCGACGCUCACGCGAGUGCGUCAAGCCAGUCUUCUUUUCCUCCCAAGGCCGCUUCGAGUGCAAUGCCCAACUAUCGGAAACCGACUUUUGCGGACCGCCUGAAGUGCGCCCACCACCUCCUGCAGAUGGACCGCAGAGAGUGGCAGGGAAUGAAAUCCCGACCCCGGAGAGACCGACCAGGCGACCAGUCGUGGCAGGUGGUCGCUGCUCGCCCAACCCGUGCAGGAACGGAGCUCGGUGCCGUGCGCGAUCGCGUGACCAUGUCUGUGACGGGUGCAACAGAGCGCGGUACGGCCGUGGCAGAGAUUGCGAAUCAGUUGAGAACGAUGCCGGUCCGUGGGGUCAGUGGGGAGCAUGCAGUCCACGCAACGGGUUCCGCCGACGCUCACGCGAGUGUGUCAAGCCGGUCUUCUUGGGCCAGCAAGGCCGCUUCGUCUGCAACGCCCAACUGUCGGAAACCGACUACUGUGGCCUGCCGCAGGCACCGCCUGCUGGGCCUCAAAGAGCAGCAGGAAACGACGCCUCUCCCACUGAAGAGCCGACACAACCACCGACAAGGCGAUCAGUAGCGAGAGGUGGCCGUUGUUCUCCUAACCCGUGCAAAAACGGAGCCCGCUGUCGAUCGCGAUCACGCGAUCACGUUUGUGAAGGCUGCAACAGAGCAGUGUUUGGCCGUGGCAGGGACUGCGAGCCGGUUGAGAACGAUGCCGGUCCAUGGGGUCAGUGGGGAGCCUGCAGUCCGUCGAACGGAUUCCGGCGGCGACGUCGCGACUGCGUCAAGCCGGUCUUCUUGGGCCAGCAGGGACGCUUCGUCUGCAACGCCCGAUUGUCGGAGACCAGCUACUGUGGUCCACCGCAACGUCCCGCUGGGCCUCAAAGAGUGGGAGGGAACGAUGCGCCCACCACUGAAGAACCCCAACAGCCAACACGACCAGCUGAAAGGCGCCCAGUAACCGGAGGUGGCCGUUGCUCUCCCAAUCCGUGCAAGAACGGAGCCAGCUGCCGGGCGCGAUCACGCGACCAUGUCUGCGUGGGCUGCAACCGAGCCGUGUUCGGCCGUGGCAGAGACUGUGAACCAGUUGAGAACGACGCCGGCCCGUGGGGACAGUGGGGCGAUUGCAGCCCGCGCAACGGCUUCCGCCGGCGCCGGCGAGACUGCGUCAAGCCAGUGUUCCUGGGCCAGCAGGGUCGCUUUGUGUGCAACGCGCCAGUGUCCGAGACGCAGUUCUGCGCCGUUGGACUGACCACCAGUCCACGGGCAAGCAACCAAGCUCCAGAUCCCUGCUCCAGUCAUCAGUGCAGGAACGGUGGCCAGUGUGAAGCCUACCAGUACUCCGACAACUAUCGCUGCGUGUGUCCAGCUGGUUUCGGCGGUGACCGUUGUCAAGCAAGGGAGAACACCGCGCUUGCAGGCCCAUGGGGCGCUUGGAGCAGCCGCUGUGUGUUUGGCUGCCCGGGCCGGCGCUAUCGCAGACGCCAGUGCCGCAGCUUCAGCCAGAGCUUUGGCACGCGCCGUUGCCUAACCUCCACCACGCAACUGGAGCUGUGCGAUCGUGAAUGCAGCUAAUAUCCACGCACGAAAAGCCCGGAUCGAGUGUGUGCGCUCUGCACGUUCAUGCCGGCGGUGAUAAGAGCGAGCAGAACAUACAGUGACUGAACAAGCGUGCAGGCAAGGAACAGACCAACAUGUAUGGCCAUGCACCCUGCCAGCGUUCCACCCGGAUGUGAUCUUUCGCGAACGUGUACUUCUUUGCACGCAAGCAAAGAUCAGGUGCUUGGGCGUGUGUGUGUGUGUGUGUGUGUGUGUAUGUGUGUGUGUGUGUGUGUGUGUGUGUGUGUGUGUGUGUGUGUGCGUGUGUGUGUAUGCAUGGUAUGCAUACACACAUGUAGCAUGCAUGCAGGUGAUGUUAUCCUGGUCCAUCGGCAUACACUAGUGAUUGCUCUUCUACUUCACUUCCUUCGAAGAUCCUGAUCCUAAGUCCAUGCAGGAUGGGUACAAAACAAAUUCCUCAGCACAUCCAGCCUUAUUCUAAAUUCCAUUUCAAUUUUUCAAUUUUUUUUUAAUUAAUCCUGAUUUGGGCUGGUUUUCAACAAAUUUCACAGUAUUUGGCUUUUUUAUAUCCAGAUUUCAUAAUUAGCGCUAAGUGGUGGUCUGUUCGCUCGCUUGCCUGCGAACCAUGACGCCCCACAGCAAAUUUCACAGUAUUUUGGUUUUCAAUUUCAUUUCCAGAUUUCAUAAUUAGAGCUAA